AUGGUUUCAGGUAGUGGGCGUCAUCAUCCUCCUACAACUACAAAAAAACGCCUGCGUCCUGGAACCAGAGCGUUAAUGGAGAUUCGCAAAUAUCAAAAAUCUACCAACUUGCUCCUUAGGAAGUUACCUUUUACAAGAAUAGUAAGUCAACUGAUUUAUGUUUUCACCACUUUAAGGAAAUGAAUAACAGCAGUUUCCCGACAGCUUACAUGGAAUUUUCUAUACUCUGUCCACCAAGGGAAUAAUUAUUAGAAAUGUUUUAACAUUUGGUUAGCUCAAACCAACUCCUCUCAAUUUCCGACUCCUGCAGUACUCUGCUUUUGAAGCUGCAUUACAUAACUGAUCACUUAUGCAGUCAAGUAUUCAUAUUAUUUGUAUCCAUCUCGUGUCUCUUUUAAGUUUAAAUGCAACUUAAUUAUGUUUUAAAAUGUUUUCAGGUGAGAGAAAUAGGCCUUAAAGUAAUGUCUAACACCAUGGGUAGCAUACAAUGGCAAUCAUCAGCGUUAUCUGCCUUACAAGAGGUUUGUCAGCUGUUUUUAAACUCUUCUGUGAUCAUGGUAUUUUCUAAGGCCUUAUGUAGUUGAAUGUUGAAGAGCCCAGCAAUUUGUUAAAAAAAAAUUCAUAAAUGUUGCCACAAAGUGAUAAACAAGAAAUAGACAGUCAUUUGGAAGCUUUGUUAAAACUUAAUUUUCAUUAUUUCAUCUUUAAAAAUGGAAGAGGAAUCUCUUUUUAAUUAUGACAUUCUUAAAAUUGUUUGUAUUUUUGCAAGUUGAAAAUUUGACCUAUUUUUAAAUAUUACUUAAAAAAUAUCCCAAAAAAAUAGAGUGUAUAUAAAUAUAAAAAUUAUUUUAAAAAAAAAUUGCUAAUUGAAAAAACCCAUUCCUUAAAAUUUGUGUCCGUUUUGCAGGCAUCUGAAGCGUAUCUGGUAAGACUUUUUGAAGAUGCUAACCUCUGCUGCAUUCAUGCUAAACGUGUGACGCUCCAGCCAAAAGAUAUAUGGUUAGCGCGGAAGAUAGGUGGAUAUUACGAUCUGUACGAACCUAGGGGAUAA
Molecule: messenger RNA, 1051 nt
Organism: Lymnaea stagnalis (great pond snail)
Lineage: Eukaryota; Metazoa; Mollusca; Gastropoda; Lymnaeidae
Source: the annotation of a GenBank genome assembly